GUCGGAUGUGAAGUAACAACACGUGUGUCGGACUUAAAAAUAACAAUAACAUGGGGAAGAAAAAAGCAGGACCAAGUGCUGAGAGUGUUGCAUCAGCUCCCCUAAAUUUUGCUCCUGAGUUUGAUGGCCUUUUAGGGUUUGAAGAAAUAAAAUCUUGUACAUUAUUGAAAUUUGACAAGAGGAAAGGCAGAUUACAGAGGGAAGUGUGGAAAAAUGGUAAAAUUGUGAGAGAGAAGAAGCAGAAGAAAAAGAAGGAACAAGCAGUAACAAAGCAGAUUAAAGAGGUUUCUGAAAAAAAUCAGGCAGAGAAAAGUGAAGAUGCUUCUGAAAAGAAGAGAGUGAAGAAGAAGAAAAAGAAAAAGGUCAUCAGAGCAAAUGCCAAUAAUAGUGUGGAGAAACUUGACGUGGAUGCAGCAGAAGCAGUUGGUGCUAGUAGUGAAAAUCACCAUGACAACAAGUUAGAAACUCCAACUAACCUGGAAGAGGUAGGAAGUCAGUCAAAGGAAGCUGAUGUCAAGAAGACAUCUAGGAAAAAGAGAAAAAAAAAGGGUGGAUCGGCUCCAGCAAACUCUAAGAAGACACGCUAUGACAAAGCCAGUUACCAUGGAGCUAACCAGACAGAGGAGAAGGAGGUUGACAUAUCAUCCUGGCUUAGUAUUUACACCCCAGAGCCUGUGACAGAAGCCAUUGCAAAACUAGGAUUUUCGGAGCCAACAGAGAUUCAAAAACUUACUAUUCCACCAGCAAUUAAAGGUCGCAUGGAUAUUAUUGGAGCUGCAGAAACAGGCAGUGGAAAGACUCUUGCCUUCGGAAUACCUAUCAUUCAUGGAAUCUUGCUUGACAAAAAGCGAGAGGCUGAUGGUAACGACAGUGGCUUGGAGAGUAGUGAUGAUGAGGAGGGAGUUGAGUAUGGAGAAUUGCCAGGCAUGGGGAUGAAUGUUGAAGAAAUUGGAAACAAAGAAGGGAAUGUAAUGGAUGAGACAGAGAUAGAGGGUUUUGAUGUUCCCAUUGGGGAGAAUGCCAUUGAAGUGUUAGAUCCUUCAAGCUUUGACUUUGAGGGCAAUGACAUAGAAGACACGGAGAAAGAAGUUGAGUUAGAGGAUGAGAUUGAGGAUGAGGAUGAGGAUGAUGCUGAUGAUGAUGAUGAUGAUGAUGAUGAGGGGGAGGAGGAGGAGGAGGAGGAUGAAGAUGACAUUGAGGACAAUGUUUCAGUAGAUGAAGAGGGUGUUGAGGUUUUAGAUCCUUCAGCCUUAUAUUUAGAUGGCGAAGACUUGGAAGAUAGUGAAGAAGAGGGUGUACCUGAAGAAUUAGAUUUUGAAAGUGAGGAGGAAAUACAGGAACAAUUUGAGUUACAAGAUGAAGUAGAAUCUGAUGAUAUACCAGUAGAAGAUGUGGAGAUGGUAACUCAAGGUUUUGGUUGUGUCAGGGUUAUUAAAGAUGUUAAAUUUGACUUUCUGACUGAGGACAAGGUUCAAAAAUAUCCUCGGAGGAAGCUCCGUGCUCUAAUCAUUACGCCCACAAGAGAACUUGCAGUUCAGAUAAACAGUCACCUCUUAGCAGUGCUAGUCAACACAGAUAUCAAGACAGCAGUUGUUGUAGGUGGCAUGUCAUCUCAGAAGCAGGAACGUGUCUUGGCUCGUGGACCAGAUAUUGUUAUAGGCACGCCAGGACGCCUGUGGGAGCUCUUGCAACAGGGCAACCAUCACCUCUGUCAGCUCCCAUAUAUUAGGUACCUGGCAAUUGACGAGACGGACCGCAUGGUGGAGCGCGGCCACUUUCAGGAGUUAACCAAACUGUUAGAAGUGAUUAACAGUGAGGAGUCAGCCAAGGAAAAGCGGCAGACUUUUGUGUUCUCAGCCACACUGACAAUGAUCCAUGCACUUCCAAAGAGAAUGAAUUUCAAGAAAAAGGUAGUUGAAAUGACAUCUGAAAUAAAGAUUGAAAAUUUGGUGAGGAUGAUCGGCAUCAAGAAAAAUCGGAAGGUUGUUGAUGUUACUCGGUCAUUUGGCACAGCAGAGAGUCUAACUGAAGCCAAAAUCUUCUGUGACAAGGAAGAGAAGGAUUACUAUCUGUAUUACCUCCUCAAGCAAUAUCCAGGGCGUACCCUAGUCUUCUGCAACAGCAUUGACUGUGUACGAAGGCUUAAUAAUCUCUUCAACAUUCUUCAGUGUCAUCCACAGCCCCUUCAUGCUUCAAUGCAACAAAAACAAAGGUUAAAAAGUCUUGAAAGAUUUUCAUCAAAUCCUCGGGCUCUCCUGCUGGCCACUGAUGUUGCUGCACGUGGAUUAGAUAUUCCCAAUAUUCAACAUGUAAUUCAUUAUCAAGUUCCAAGGACAGCAGAGACAUAUGUGCAUCGCAGUGGACGUACGGCCCGUGCAACACAGGAGGGAUUGAGUAUACUUUUUAUUGAUUCAAGUGAAAUAAGCAAGUAUCACCAGCUGUGCAGAACACUCAACAGAGAGACUGAGCUGCCUCCUUUCCCCACUGAUAUAUGCAUCAUGAAGCAGGUCAGGGAGAGGGUCAACUUUGCUCGCACUUUGGAGAAAAGGGAACACACUACUCGUAAACAGAAUGUCGAGGAAGACUGGUGGAAGAAGAUGGCAAAGGAAACAAUGUUAGAUCUUGAUGAGGAGGAAUAUGAUGAGGAUUUUGAUACAGAGAAGAAAAUGAAGGCAGCCCAAAAUAAAAGAGAAAUCAAUGUAAUGAGAGCACAGAUGAUGCAAAUGCUGAAAAAACCUCUGUUGUCCUCCAACUUCUCGAGCAGAUACCCAACUCAGUCGGGAACCCUUGUGAACCCAUUCCAAAGUGCCCAAGAUUUAGAAAACUCGAUUGGAUCUGUCAGCACGAACAACAAAGCCAUAAAUCAUGUGAAGAAAGAAUCAAAAGAUUUCUCAAAGCUUGUGAAAACUGUUAAGAUAAAACCUCCACUAUCUAGAACUAGUAAGAAGAAGAUGAAAGGAUUUGAGAAGAGGAAAUUGAGACGGGAGCAAGAGAAGAAGAGGUUUUUGAAAGAGAGAGAAGCAGAGAGGAGAGGAGAAAUGUAGAAUUCUUGAAAUAUAUUUUGCUUCCCAUUGUUGACAUA
Messenger RNA from Penaeus chinensis, 3082 nucleotides. RefSeq names its product ATP-dependent RNA helicase DDX24-like. Gene Ontology annotation, cellular component: nucleolus. Lineage: Eukaryota; Metazoa; Arthropoda; Malacostraca; Decapoda; Penaeidae. Gene Ontology annotation, molecular function: RNA helicase activity; ATP binding; nucleic acid binding. The record is from RefSeq and is a predicted model, not a curated record. The transcript has 11 exons. Bases 51 to 3044 code for a protein of 997 amino acids.